Prunus dulcis (almond) is the source of this 1620-nucleotide messenger RNA. RefSeq names its product TPR and ankyrin repeat-containing protein 1-like. The transcript has 6 exons. Lineage: Eukaryota; Viridiplantae; Streptophyta; Magnoliopsida; Rosales; Rosaceae. Bases 232 to 1620 code for a protein of 462 amino acids. The record is from RefSeq and is a predicted model, not a curated record.
CAUACAAAGCUUUUUUUAUAUUUCAUAUUACAAUUUUUUUUUCUUCCCCCAAUCCAUUACUUUUAGGUACUUUUCAGUGAUAACUUUCUGAAGUCAUUCAAAAAGCUGAAGGCAAUCCGUUUAAAGAAGUCUGUAUUAAAUCUUCUGCUGAAGCUUUCCACUGGUUGGAGACCUAAGAAACCAAAUGUAGGGACAAUUUGUGCAAGCUAUUCACAAAUCUUGAGGAAAUAUAUGGUUGAAGGUCUAUACAUUGUUUGCACAACUGAUAUUGCAAAAGAUGUGAAAUACAUUCAAAUAUUGAAGAUUUGGGACUUAUUGGCUCUAGAGGAUAUUCCAAAAUUGGCAGACCGUCUAGAGAGUAUUUUGAAAAGAUAUACAGAUGAUUUUAUCAAUCGGUGCAAGGAGAAAUGUCAUGAGGGUGAUUUGGAAAUUCCUAAGAGCUGGCUACCCUCUUUGGACAUUGUCCGAUUCAAGGAUCUUAGCAUCACUGAAAACCAGAGUGAUUUAGUUGGUGAUAACGAUUCUGAUGAUAGAAGUUAUGUUGAGAAUUCACAGGUCAGCGAGAGUUUGUUGCUCAUGAAAUUUUACUCCUUGUCAUCUGGUGUAGUAAACCACUUGGGUUUUGCAUGUGGUGGAAGUGAUUCAACUGAUAAGAGUUUGAUUGAUAUGGCUGAUUUUGAUGAGGAGGAAGCCCAAUUCAAGGAUAUCAAGGAUUCAUUUCAUGAUAUUUCUCCCAAUUCUUACCCUCUUGUCAUAACAUUCCAUAAGUUCUUGAUGAUGCUAGAUGGAACACUGGGGAACUCAUACUUUGAAAGAUUCCUUGAUGCAACAAAACUUACACACACGUUAACAAAGAAGCUCGAUGCUUCAAGAGUCUUUACAGAGAUAAUAUCUCAUAUUAAAGGUGGUUUGGGAGCCAUGGAAGCAGGUGAUGGUAAACUCAAUCGCGACGACUAUGUUCAAUUGUCAGAGGGCCGGGUUUCCAAUUUAAGCAAGCAAAAGAGAGAAGCAAUAUACGAUAUAUUUCAGGCUUAUGAAAAAAUGAAGAUGGAAAAUGGUGAAUUUGAUCUGGGUGAUUUUGUAAUUGAUCUUCACCGUCGUCUCAUGCAUGAAAAAUAUGGGGGUGAUCUCACAGUGAGUCAAUUUGCUCUGUUUAAACAUAUGUGCAUCAACAAUACUGAAGAGGGUUUUAUUUUUUCUGGGGAUACAGCACAAACAAUUGCAAGGGGUAUUGAUUUUCGGUUCCAAGAUUUACGACAUUUGUUCCACAAGAAGUUUGUGUCGGAAUCAAGAAGCAAUAAGCUUGAAGAAAGAAAAGAAAAGGGAAAACUUUCAAAAAUAUUUCAUUUGACUCAAAAUUUCCGUACCCAUGCUGACCCUGAAACCAGUCUUAUUUAUGGGGAAGCUCCAGUUUUGCUUGAAUAUGGAGAAAAUGAAAAUCCAAUCAUAAAAAUAUUUGGAAAUAGUGCAACUGGUAGUGGGAAUAUAGUUGGCUUCGGUGCAGAGCAGGUUAUUUUGGUGCGAGAUGAUGGUACUAAGAAAGAUGUUUCCACGUUUGUUGGGAAGCAUGCUCUUGUCCUCACCAUUGUGGAGUGCAAGGGCCUUGAGUUCCAGCUAUAA